AUGGACAGACUAACCCAGUUCCCUGAUAUCUAUCCAUCCGACCACGCCAUUCACGCAGAAAUUCCAUGGAGUUUAUCCAGCGAUGCUGCAGCUUCGGUCUCGGUCGAGACUAUCGUGCUGUCAUGGGCUGCCCUUUUGCAUGCCUACACGGGCGAGGAACAGCCUGUGUUUGCUCUCAACCAGCGUCCCGUUAGAGUGCAAACGGCCGAGAAAAAUAUUAUCAAUUUGAAGUCUAUACACAAGCCGGAGGAGAUAGAAACAAUAUUGUUCACGGGUAUUGACAUUCAGCAACCCACAGAGUAUACCCUUUUUCAGACAGAUGUGCCCCGAAUCGUGGUCAAGUGCGCUCUGUCUUGCAGCAUUGACUUGGCGGUUGGUGCUGGCUUUUUAAAAUCCGAAGCCGGGAUACUACCCCAUCACUUGAAGCAGCUAGCGGUCCAACUGCAACAGUUUGUGCGGAGCUAUGCUGGCCUUGGUGGUGAAGUUGUAGAUGACGGUGAGAAACCGCUGUUAUCCAUCGCCAACCCAGAUCCUCAGCAUCUCCAAGGGCCGCAGUUUUUACACCAACUGGCAUUCCACCAUACAUAUAGAGAUGCUCCUGCUUUAGAAUUCCUCAAGCCCGACCACUCUAUUCACAGCAUAUCUUUCCAAGACUUGGAUUGUCUUUCAACGAAACUGGCACAUCAGAUUGGCAGGAGACUCGGCCCAAAUCCUUCUAGCCGAAUUGUGCCCGUUUUCCUCGGCCAGUCUGUGGAGCUUUAUAUUGCAUGGCUUGCCGUUUUGAAAGCAGGCGCUGCUUUUUGCCCUCUGGGGACCGAUUCCCCGGAAGAUAGAGUCGCUUUUAUCCUGAAAGAUGUUGCUGCAGAGGUUGUUGUCACUUCAAGCAAAUUUAGAACAAAACUUGCAAGCACCAAGGCCGUUUCACUAGUUAUAGUGGAUGACCUUGAAGUUGAGCUUGUUCCCUCUCCUUUGGACUCUCCGGACAUUGGUCCAGAGGAUCUCGCCUAUGUUAUGUAUACAUCUGGGUCAACAGGCCGACCCAAAGGCGUGACGAUAUCUCAUCGAGCAGUGACCCAGUCACUACUUGCUCACGACAGCCUUAUUCCGCCGUUCCGCAGAUUUCUCCAAUUUGCCUCACCCACAUUCGACGUCUCCGUCUUUGAAGUCUUCUUUCCGUGGUUCAGGGGUGCCACCCUUGUGGGUGCAGAUCGAAGCAUAAUGCUUCACGAUCUUCCUAAUACUAUUACCCUGCUACAGGUAGACGCAGCCGAGCUAACGCCAACAGUAGCAGCUGAGCUCCUGCGUAGUCGUCAAUCAGUGCCGUCUCUCCAAGUCCUACUUACCAUUGGUGAAAUGCUCACAAAGCGGGUGGUGGAUGAAUUCGGCGCCUCUGCUACAAACUCCGGAAUUCUUCAUGGCAUGUACGGACCAACUGAGGCGGCUAUUCAUUGUACAGUAGCACCGAGUUUUCAAUCCGAUUCUAGAGUCAACCUGAUCGGCCAGCCUUUGAAGACCGUUUCAGCGUUUGUGAUGUCUCUUGAUGAAAAUACGCCUUCAUCAGAGCCUGUGGUUCUGCCAAUCGGUCAGAUAGGAGAGCUGGUCGUUGGUGGCCCGCAAUUGGCAAAAGGCUACAUCAACCGCCCUGUUGAAAAUUCCAAAGCCUUUCUCCGCACUUCAAAGUAUGGACGUCUAUAUAGGACGGGAGACAAGGCGCGGUUCCUACCAGAUGGCAGCAUCGAAUGUCUUGGGAGAAUAUCUGCAGGCCAAGUCAAAUUACGCGGCCAACGAGUGGAAUUGGGGGAAAUUGAAAAUGUCAUUUGCCUCGACCCUCAAAUACGCAGCGCCGUUGUUGGUGUAGUUCAAGGGAUCUUAAUUUCAUGGUUAUUGAUCGAGGAGGAUGAAGAUGUUCAGCCCGAGAAAAUGCGUCAAUUUUGCCAAAGAAGACUUCCGGCAUACAUGGUCCCAGGUGAUUUUAUCAUCCUUCGAGAAUUCCCGCGGCUUGACUCUGGAAAGGUGGACAAAAAGACUUUGGAAGCAGACUACAAACAGAUUCAUCGAGCCAGCCAGUCGGGCAGGCCAUUUCGAGACAGACUCGAAGAAGACAUUACCAAAGCCGUUAGUAAAGCCUUGAAUAUAUCUCACAAUUACAUUGAAAGCCUUUCAGCUGCUGGCCUUGACUCGUUAUCAGGAAUCAGGCUGGCUGCCAAACUACGAGAAAUAGGGGUCAACUUGGAUGUUGGGGCACUUUUGACUGCAGAUACCGUAAGCGAUAUUUGGGAGCUUUCCAAGGGAGCAAGCAAGAGGUUGCAAGAACCACCUGAUCAAAGCGCUGAUGAUGAAUGGAACUCGGUUAUUAAUACGGGCAUGGCAGUACUUGACGCAAAGAAUCUCAAUUCUCUGGUUGAAAAGGUGGAACCAUGCAGUGACAUCCAACUAGCCAUGCUCUCAGAGUCUCUUCGCGAUUGUAGGGCCUAUUGCAAUUGGAUUGAACUUGAAUUUCGAGAUGGCUUCCAGUUGAACUCGGUAAGACAAGCUUUCUCUAAGCUCAUAGAGUAUAAUGAAAUGCUACGCUCUGUUUUCCUAAGAAUCGAUUUACCCGAUAACCCGUUCUGUCGAGUUGUAUGGAAGACACCGGAUUUGGAGGGCUAUUUUCAAGAAACAACGUCCUUUGAACGCGACUGGAGUAUUGAGGUCGAUAAUAGAAUCCUCGUACCUCUCAAAGUCCAUUUUCUUCACGAAGCAAGUUCGACUCGAGUUUUAGUCCAGAUACAUCAUGCCAUCUACGAUGGCUGGUCUUGGGAGCUGCUGCUGGAUGAUCUUGGAUCGGCAUUGCGAGAGGAACAACUGGACGUUCGACCUUUAUAUUCAGGCGUAGUGAGGCAUCAUUUUAAAUCAGCUUCAUCACAAUCGAGCACAGGAACGACUUCCUACUGGGAAGAUCAUUUACGAGGAGCAAUCCCCUCGACGCUGCCAAACUUUCAGAGCAGAAACGAUAUACCUACGAAAAUCGGAAAAGUUAGUCAUACUUUGAACACUUCUUUGAUACAAGUGGAUGAGCAAGCCCGAUCUCUGUCAAUCAGUCGCCAGACUUUCUUUCAGGCUACUCUGACUUACAUUUUGUCUUCGUAUCUUGAUACGACAGAUGUCAUGGUCGGCACCGUCUUUUCAGGCCGCACCUUGCCUGUCAAGGGCAUCGAGGCCACCAUUGGACCCUGCCUUCGCAUAUUUCCCAACCGUGUCAAUCUUUCGUGGGUGCGAACUAUUCAUGACCUCUUGACCGCUGUUCAUAGGAACAACCGGAAGAUUUUGGAAUACGGGGAUAUAUCACUUCGACAGAUCAAAAGACUCUCUGGUGUCGCCAACACAAGUCAUCUGUUUGACUGUCUUUUUGUUUGGCAGGAAGUCUCAGGGAGUCCAUCGCGGCUGAAUUCUCCUGUUGAGCAAGUCGUGUCUGCAGAUUUCCUGGAGUUUCCCUUGACUAUCGAAUUAGAACCCAAAGAUGGGAAACUCACGGCCGCUGCGACUUUUGAUGAAUCUGUCUUCCCAGCAGCUCAAGCACGUCUCCUUCUAGAGCAGAUUGAUCAUAUUGCAACCAUUUUCUCGCACACACCGGACUUGCAGCUUGGUUUAAUCAACGAGCGUCUUCCUUCCUCUGUCCUAUCAAUAGAAAAUGACCAAUUUGUCCAUCUGGACGACUUGCCGUCUCUAGCACAUCAAGUUGAACAACUUGCAGCAAAUGACCCAAGCCGCAAUGCCAUUGAGUUCAUUCACUCUCUUGACCCGGAUACGGGGUCAGCCAAGGCUGAACCUCUCACUUACCACGACCUUAACCAACGAAGUAACCGCCUUGCUCAUCAUAUCAUCAGCUGUGGUGUCAGCAGUGGAGACCUCGUUGGUAUAAUUCUGGAUAAAUCACUGGAUUUGUACAUAUCGAUACUGGCAGUUAUUAAAGUCGGAGCGGGAUACGUACCUUUGACUCCCCAAACUCCGCGUGAAAGGAUCCGGACUGUGCUGGGCGAAACACGACCGAAGCUUUGCAUUGUUAGCCCAAGUCUCCACUCGGACCGGAGUGGUUUCGAGUGGUUGAAUCUUCUCGAUCUUGAGAGCGUGGAUAUGCUUCAAUAUUCAGAUACAAACAUUAUUCCCUCAUCUCAACAGGCUAACAUCGCCUAUGUGGUCUAUACAUCUGGAAGUACCGGGAAACCCAAAGGCGUUGUCAUCACUCACCAGAAUAUACAAAGCAACAUUGCAGUGCUCGCAGAAAUCUAUCCUAUCGGGCCUAAUCCCAAAUUUCUUCAGGCAUGCUCACAGGCUUUUGAUGUUUCCGUCUUUGAAAUAUUCUUCUCAUGGCACUGUGGGAUGACCCUCUGCUCAGCUAUAAACGAUGUGAUGUUUCGGGACAUUGAAGAAGUAAUUCGGAAUAGAACUGUAACACAUCUCAGUCUUACCCCUACAGUCGCAGCUUUGAUACGUCCUGAGAAUGUACCGGAAGUGAGACUUCUGGUGACUGCUGGAGAGGGUCUAACUGCCAAAGUGCACCAUGACUGGGCAGGUAAAGGCUUAUAUCAAGGAUAUGGUCCAAGCGAAACUACCAAUAUCUGCACAGUGCAGCCUAAUGUGACUGCCUCGGACAACCUGAGAAACAUUGGCAAACCGUUUAAAAACACAUCAGCCUUUGUUAUAUCCGGCGGUUCCGACUUUUCCUUGUUACCACGGGGCGCGGUUGGUGAAUUCUGUUUUGGUGGUGAUCAAGUUGGACAAGGAUAUCUCAACCGAUCCGAUCUAACAAGCGAGAAGUUUCUUGAUCAUGCUCGAUUCGGUAGAUUAUACCGAUCUGGCGAUUUUGGAAGAUUGCUUCCAGAUGGAUCACUGAUGUUUGUGGGACGCCGAGAUGAUCAAAUCAAGCUGCGUGGACAACGAGUGGAAUUAGGGGAGAUAAACAGUGCAGUUCUGCGCAACGUUCAGGUCAAGGACAGUGCGUCCAUGAUUGUUGGAGACCACUCUCGGCAGCAACUUGUCACAUUCUUCGUCUCGAGCAAGCCUGUUGAAUCUGACGAUGGGUUGAAGUGCUUGGCCAAGUCUGUUUUCGAUGGUUUGGCAGCUGAUUUGACACCGUAUAUGGUACCUACAUAUCUCAUACCCAUGGAGGAUAUUCCAAUGACGGGAGUCAAGAAAAUAGACAUGAGAAGGCUGAAAGAAGCUUUUGAAUCUCUGGCUCCAGAGGAUUUGCAAAAGUUCUCGCGGUUCCAAGGAACAUCCGACAACAGUGAAUUGACCAAGGAGGAAAAGAAUAUUGCAAUGAUCAUUUCCCAAACAACAAAAACACCCCUAGAACUAUUAAGAGCAAAUACUUCUCUUUAUAGCAUUGGGAUCGAUUCUAUUUCCGCUAUUCAUGUGGCAAGGCAGCUUAGAGAAGCGGGUCUUGGCCAGGUUGACGUCUCUCUAAUUCUGCGAAAUGGUUCUAUCAGCGAGCUUGCAAGGGCAGUCGGCGACAGGGGGCGACAAAACCAGCAGUAUAAAGACACGGGAAAGAACUACCUUUUGCCAGACGAAAUAGCCCAAAAAGUUGAGGAAGAUUUCCACUCGGCGGGUCACCACGUUGAAACGGUGAUUCCAUGCACUGCUUUGCAGGAAUCAAUGCUGUCUCGUACAAUCUCCCAAGACGAAAAUGCCUACUGCAACCAUGUACUGCUUAAAUUCAAAGGAGACUUUGAAAAGCUUUAUCAUGUAAUGCAGCAGAUGGCACGACGUCAUGAGAUUCUGCGCACUUGUUUCGUUACUACUACCAGCAAUGCAAAGUUCUCAUUUGUGCAAGUCAUUCUACAGCAAAUCGAUUUGCCGUGGGUUGCUGUGAACACCACAGAUUUGGAAGCUGAGAUCUCGAACCACAAAGCACUGUUUGCCCAACACACUCAACAGCCUCGUACAAUUCCGUACUCUAUUUCUGCCAUUACACAUGCACAGACCGACAACAAAAUGCUACUUUUCUCAAUCCAUCACGCUUUGCACGACGGUGAAGCGAUGGACUUGCUAUUCAAGGAGGUUGAAAACUCAUAUGCUGGAAUCCAGUCACCGUCGCCCACGCAGUUUCGUGACUUUGUCAACUAUGUGUUUGCGAAAAGCUGUGACGACAUUGAUCCAUUCUGGACUGAGUAUCUGCAGGAUAUUUCUCGAUCACUACUCCUGCCAACGCCAGAGACUUCCUCCGGAAAAGACCAGAAGGGUUCUAUUGAAAUACGGAAAUCAGAGUUGAAAAUAUCCCUGACAGAGGCAGAAGCAUUGUGCAGUGGCCUCUCCGUAACUCUUCUGGGUCUUGUUCAAGGCGCAUGGGCACGUCUUUUAUCGAUAUACACAAAUUCAUCCGAUAUUUGCUUUGGGAAUGUUUUCAGCGGAAGGACGACACCCAUCACAGGCAUAGAAAGUGUUAUUGGACCGUGUUUCAGUGUCCUUCCGGUACGAGUACAUGUCAACCACCCUACAGCCUUAAAUAUCGAUGUGGUGAAAACAGCACACAAGGCAAAUCUCGAAAUAAUGGGCUAUCAACACACCACCUCAUUGAGGCAGAUACAAAAGAGCUUCUCCGGAAAACCUCUAUUUGACUCUAUCGUGCUGCUUCAGCCACCUGUCACAGAAUUGGACAGCGAAUUGUGGCAAUUGACAUCGGAAGAAGGAGAUAUGGAUUUCCCUAUUAUUUUAGAACUGAUUCCGUCUGCCAAACAAGACAGUAUAUCAAUACAACUCCACGUGAAUUCCAACCAGGUAUCGGAUGAAGACGCAGACUCUAUGCUCAAAGACUUUGCAGACCUUGUUAUUCAGACAUUACGAUACCCACUCGCCCGAGCAAAUGAUUUCGAUCAGUCAAGGGAGCUACCUACAAUCGCAAAGAAGGCUAGAGAUGUCAAGGACGCUGCAUCCAAGUCUGGUGCAAAUUCUUUGGCUUCUCGAGAUGCGGCUCUGACGUUUUCAGAUGAAGAGUUAAAGGUUAGAAAUAUUAUCUCCCGACUAUCUGGAUGUGAUCCGCAAAUAAUCAGCCAUGAUACUACCAUAUUUCAGCUUGGUCUGGAUAGUAUCAAUGCUAUUCAGCUAUCGGCACUUUUGAAAGAUGCUGGAUUCAGUGCAACUGCAGCCAGUAUCCUUGAAAAUCCAAGUAUAAGGCAAAUUGCAAGUUUGCUAAACAGUCACGGCAUCUCAUCUCCCGUGGAAACAUUUGACUUUUCCUCGUUUGACUCGGAACAUAGAAAAUACGUUGAGGAUCGCUUAAGUCUUGGAGAUAAAAGCAUUGAAUCUAUACGUCCAUGCACUCCAGUCCAGGCAGGAAUGCUCGCAGAAUUUACCAAAACUCACGGGGAUCUCUACUGCAACCGUCUUGUUCUGGAACUCAAGGAAUCUAUUGACCUCGACCGUUUGAAGGCUUCUUGGUCUAAUGUCAUGGCUCGGCAUGAAAUGCUGCGGACUGGAUUCGUCUAUUUGGAGAACCGCGGUUUUCCUUUUGCGAUGGUCACCUAUUCUCCAGGCCAAAUCUCGCUUCCAUGGACUGAGCGUCAGACGAGACCAUCAAAAGAUGAACUUGAACAGCAACGGAGCUCGAUGUAUGCAAAUCUUCAUUUACCACCAUGGCUCAUUGUUAUCCGACAUUUGCCAUCUGUCGUGGAACUUGAACUCACGGCCAUGCAUUCUUUGUAUGAUGCUCAAUCUAUGGAGCUGAUACUGUCGGACGUAGCAGCUGAAUAUCAAGGACAUUCAAUACGACGUGAUACCCCAAUUUCUUUUGUUCUUGGCCCAAUUCUCAGCGCUGCCUCAUCGACGAAGAAGGAUAUAGACGCAUUCUGGGGUGACGUGGGCUCGGGUUUUCAAAACACAAGUUUUCCUAACCUCAGCCCAAGUACUGUCAGGGAACCAGCAGUCAUUGUGAGAUCUCAACGGGUCUCAAAACCUCUCGACACCAUCAAUGAGAAAUGCAAAGCCAUCGGGGUCACAUUACAGGCUGCAGGUCAAGCGGCAUGGGCUAGGCUCCUUUCCUUUUAUACUGGAGAGACUAAUAUCUCCUUUGGCCUGGUACUAUCUGGUCGUGACGUUACUCAUGAUGCUCAAGACGCAGUUUUCCCCUGCCUUGUUACGCUUCCCUUCCACUGUUUAGUUGAAGGAAAGAACCAAGACUUUAUUUCCUCAAUAGUGAAAACCAAUGCCUCGCUAAUGAAGUACCAGUUCACUCCAUUAUCCAAAAUCCAAAGGCUUUUCAAGGCCGACGGAGCUCUUGUGGAUAGUCUAUUUGCCUAUCAAAAAUUGUCUCACACGAAUAAGGAGGCACAAUUUUGGGAAGUUGUCGAAGAUGAUGCUAGAAUAGACUAUCCGAUAUCGAUGGAAAUGGUUCCCGAUGACGAAGGAAUUACUCUACGCGUGACAUGCAGAAGUGAUGUUGUUCCCCAGGAACAAGCUGAUCUCAUAUUGAUGCAGUUUGAUCAUCUUCUCGCAGAUGGCUUGCUUUGCACUGGCUCGAAUUGCGCGGAAACUUCGAACAUACGGCUCGACUUGCUCUCCGUCACACCGGCUAAAGAACCCCGAAUCACUUCUCCGGUCGGCCUAUUACACGAAUUUGUAGAGGAAAGUGCGCGAACAUUACCAGAUAAAACAGCCCUCGAGUUUGUGUACGGGGACAGCUUGGAUCGGAUUCACAAAAACGCAUGGACAUAUCGUGAACUUGACCAUAUUGGCAACAAAGUUGCUAGAUUAUUGCAAAAUCUCAAUGCGAGCAAAGGCGGGUUGGUUGCAAUUUGUUUCGAUAAAUGCCCCGAGGCGUAUUUCGCUAUCCUUGGGAUUCUCAAGAAUGGCCAUGCCUUUGUUGCACUAGACCCAGGCGCACCGCUCGCCAGAAAAGAGUUCAUUGUUCAGGACUCACGCGCCAAGUUACUUCUUUCCACUUCAGACAAGUAUGAGGAGCUCGCAAAGAUUUCAGGGGUUACAACUGUGGCACUGGACAAACCUGGUUUGUUAGAUGAUAUCUCACAUGACCAGGUGGUUCUCGAAAGGCCAAUUGAUCCAGAUGACACAUGCUACUGUCUAUAUACAUCUGGAACAACGGGGACUCCCAAGGGCUGCGAGAUAACGCACGAUAAUGCCGUGCAAGCCAUGCAGGCCUUUACAAGAUUGUUCAACCCGCACUGGGACGAGGACUCACGCUGGCUCCAGUUUGCGUCAUUCCAUUUUGAUGUCAGCGUGUUGGAGCAGUACUGGAGCUGGAGUGUGGGCAUCUGCCUCACAUCUUGUCCUCGAGAUUUACUGUUUCAAGAUCUUGCUGGGACAAUGAGCCAACUUGGAAUCACCCAUGUGGAUCUCACACCAAGCCUUGCCAAAUUGGUCACCCCACAGGAAGUCCCGUCAUUAUGCAAAGGCGUAUUUAUCACUGGUGGAGAGGCACUGAAACAGGAAAUACUCGAUGCAUGGGGGAAUCAUAGGGUCAUAUACAACGGUUAUGGUCCUACAGAGGUCACAAUUGGCUGCACUAUGCUCCCUCGAAUGGACGAGAAUAGCAAAUCAUCAAACAUUGGCCCCCAGUUCGACAAUGUUGGGUCAUAUGUUUUUCAACCAGAUACUACAACCCCUGUACUUCGAGGAGCUAUCGGUGAACUAUGUGUCUCGGGUGCAUUGGUUGGUCGGGGUUAUCUGAACCGCCCGGAGUUGACUCGAGAGAAAUUUCAAAUUCUCGAUGAGUUCCAAGAACGAGCUUACCGUACAGGAGACCUCGUUAGAAUAUUGCAUGAUGGAAGUUUUCAGUUCCUUGGGCGAAUAGACGAUCAAGUGAAGAUCCGAGGACAGCGGCUUGAGAUUGGUGAAAUCAAUGCAGUCAUUCAAAAAGCUACUCCGGAAAUAUCAGAGGUUGCAACUUUGGUGAUUAAGCACCCCAGUCAAAUGAGGGAACAGUUGGUAGCAUUUAUUGCGAGAGAAAGGCCGGACAAAAGACGUGAUACUCUCGAUAUUGUCAAAGACGAAAAUAUGAACGAGAUUGUCAUGGCUGUUCAAGAGUUUACGAAAUCCAAACUGCCUGGUUACAUGGUCCCAACUCAUAUAAUCCCAAUUCCAGCGUUGCCACUGUCUCCGAAUAACAAGGCCGACAUGAAAGUUCUGAAGAACUUUUAUGCCGAAAUAUCCCUUGAACAGCUUCAGCAAUUGAGCUAUAUUUCCAAUGGAAGGGAGUCAAUCAAUCGAGAAGAUGUUCGAGCUACUGUUCGGGUUCUUGCAGAAUUUGCUAAAGUGAAGCCAGAUGAAAUUUCGCAGUCAACCAGUAUAUAUGAUCUCGGAAUUGAUUCGAUAUCAGUGAUAGGGCUUGCCCAGAAAUUCAGAGAUGCUGGGUUUGCAGCUGCUCAGGUUUCUUCGAUCAUGAAAAGUCCUACCGUUGCAGGAAUUGCCUCGACUUUGGUUGAUUCGAAAUCAAAUAAAAGUUCUGCGACGCAUGUGGGUAAUGAACCCAGCAAACAGAAAAUAAAAGCCUUUGCACAUAGAUACACCUUCGUCGCUGCCGAGAACAUUGGGAUUACCACUCAAAGUAUUGAGGAUAUGGCUCCCUGUACACCACUGCAAGCAGGAAUGAUAGCACGAUUUCUAGAAAGCUCGGAGAAUCCUUAUUGCUCUUUGUUUCGAUUUGAGCUGAAACCUGAAGUUGACCUCGGACAAUUACGAAAAGUCUGGUCCGAGACACAAGCGGCCGUUCAAUUACUUCGUGCUCGAAUGGUAGCACUACCAGAUGGGUAUGGCCAGGUGUUUUUGAAACAUGAUACACUCCCGUGGCUCGAAGAAACUGCAGAUGACCAUGAUAUAGAAGAUAUCAGCGAGACUUUUUGGAAGGCAUGGUGUGAUGGUUUACGUGACCUUUCUGGGCCUCUAUGGAGUUUGAGAAUUGUCAAGUCUCCGAGUAAAAGGUUACUUUGCUUGAACAUAUUCCAUGCUCUGUACGAUGGAAAUAGUCUUCCACUGCUGCUAGAGCAAGUCAGACUACGUUAUCGCGGCCAAGAAGUGCCAGGAAAUGUCCCUACUUUCGCGGAAAUAUUGCCACAUGGACCAUUGCAGGAACUGCCACAAGCCAAGGACUUUUGGACAGAUAUCCUUGGUGACGUUCCUUAUAAACGCAACUUUAGCGACCCAGCCAUCGACAAGUCUCAGACAAUCGUUCUUACGCAAAACAUCGGCAACGUCGAAGGCCUAGACGAAAUGAAAGCCUCUUUGCAAGUGACGGACAAUUCUAUCUUCCACGCGUGCUGGCUUCUUGCACUCCACGAACGCCUCUUGAAUGUUCCUUCUCUGGGAAUAGUGAUGUCUGGAAGAGCGCUUGAUAUUCCUGGUACAGAGAAUGUUGUCGGGCCUCUAUUCAAUACCAUCCCUAGUUAUAUUUCAUUUCGACAGCCCACCACUAGAGCAGAUCUCAUCAAAGCAUGUCACCAUCAUUAUAUUUCAGCUCUUCCAUUCCAGCAUACUCCUCUUCGAGACAUUUUGAAAUGGCUACGACGAGGAUCAAAUCAACCGCUGUUUGAGAUACUCUUCGUGUUUCAAAAGUCUGAUCCUAUGACAGAAGAUAUUUGGUCCGAGGUCGAUUCUGUUUCUGCCGCCGAUUAUCCUCUGUCUCUUGAAGUGAACCAGAGUCGACAAGGAUAUGUGACUGCAACUUUAGCAGCCAAGAGUCACGCUUUUUCAACGGAAGAAGCCGAACUACUGUUGUCGACUUUUGGAGAAAUUUGCAAGACCAUUUCUCUUGAAAAGGAUACUGGACUGCCCGAUGACAAGCAAGGUGGUGCUAAUGGUGCAUCAGUUGCAGAUGUCACUGCUCAGGAAGUGACCAUCAAGUCCGAUAGGGAAUUUGACUGGACGCCAACAAUGACAGAUAUUCGAAACGUCAUUGCAGAGCUUUCAGGUAUCGAUCCAGAGGAUGUUCACCCCGAAGCAUCCAUUUUUGAGCUUGGAUUGGACAGUAUUGAUGCUGUGAAGCUAUCUUCGAGAUUAAAACAUCGUGGCAUCAGUCUUACUGUCAGUUCUAUCAUGAGCCACAGGAGUCUGUUAAAUAUGUCAAAAAGCCUUUCCACUACAUCCGACUCGAGGGCGACAGAUUCAGAAAUUUCUCUUGAUCAGAUGAAAGAGGAGAUAACAAAAAGCCUGAAGGAAACUGGAAAGCUGCCAGAAAACACGGUAAACAUCCUACCUCCUACGGCACUUCAGGAAGCGAUGGUGGCGGAAAUGUUCAUCUCAGAUUAUCAACACUACUACACGAUAGAAGCUUUUGAGGUAGAGGAAAAUGUGGACUUCUCAAGGCUAUUAAAAUCGUGGAAGACUGUUAUCGACGCUCACGAUAUUCUCCGAACGACUUUUGUGGAGAUUGAAGAUCCCAAAUUGCCAUUUUCAUAUGCUCAAAUUGUACAUGCACCUUUGGAUACAGAAAUUCCUGUGAUCCAUGUACAAGAUGGCCCGUUAGACAACAUUGUCAAAUCAAUUGUCGGCGACCAGAACCAUUCCACUCUUGUCUUGCGUGCGGUUCAGACAGCGAACAAAAAUUAUAUAAUUUUAUCUAUCGCUCACGCGCUAUACGACGGCUGGUCCCUUGAUCUUCUACACAAUGAUGUUGAGAAGGCAUACUUCGGAAACCGCGUUGAUAGGCCCUCAUAUGAGGCCACUGUGCAACAAAUUCUAAACUCCUCAGGAGAAAGCCACCAAAAAUUCUGGGAUGUGACCUUGAAAAAUUUGGAGCCUCAUAAAUUUCCAACCAGCAAGAAUACACACGGCAAUACAUCUACUUUACACCGUUUGGAAAGAUUGUUUGAUAUACCAAGCGAAGACAUUACGCAAUUCUGCAAACACCACGGGGUGACAGUGCAGACAUUGACUCUUGCUACAUGGUCUCUUGCACUAGCUGGGUUUGUCAAAAGCCUCGACGUCUGUUUUGGGCUUGUUCUUUCUGGUCGAAACUUUGCUGAUGCCGAUGAAAUCAUGUUUCCAACAAUGAACACAGUAGCCUUUCGAGCCAUUCUUCAUGGCUCUCGUGUAGACAUGCUCAAGUACAUUCAGAGUACUCUUGGAGAUUUAGCGGAACAUCAACACUACCCCCUCCGGAAAGCUGGUGCAGGAGUAACGGCUGGCUCUCUAUUCGAUACGAUUUUUAUAUAUCAGAAACGACCGUCGGCUCCACCUACCAGACCAGCUGCUCUUUACAAAUCUGUUGACGGGCAAGCGGAUACGGGAUAUCCACUGUCGGUUGAAAUGGAGCUUUUGGAUGAGUCCAUGAUCUGCCGUCUCGCAGCUCGUGAUGAUAUUUUGGGUGUAGGGGAUGCUUCGGGUAUUUUGGAUCAGAUCAGCAAAGUUUUUCAUCUCAUCUUGAGUGAACCCCAUCAUCCGACAGUUGACUUUACAGACGAUGGCAUAACGGUCUGCCAGAGUGCUGUUUUCCGAGAAGGGAGCAACGAACAGGAAGUAGCCCGUGAGGUGAGCGAUGGGCCAGAGGCUGAUAGCACAUGGACUGAAUUGGAAAAUAAAAUACGUGGGGUUCUUUCUAUUCUAUCAGGAAUAGCCCAGGAAAGUAUCAGCAAAGAUUCCACUCUGUUCAAUCUUGGACUGGACAGCAUUAGUGCCAUCAAGGUGUGCGCAUUGCUGAGGCAGCAGUCUGUCAUUCUGCCAGUCACCGCGAUGCUCAAAGCAGGGUCCAUCAGAAGAAUGGCACAAUCGGUGGAACCAGAAGUUCUACAAUUCUCCGGUGGAAAUGCGGAGACAGCUAUCAAUGAAAUUUUGAAGGGCUUCGACGUGGAGGAAAUUUUGUCGUCGAACAAAAUCCUUGCCAGCAAUGUUGAAAUAGUACUUCCAACGACAUCAGGACAGACCUAUUGUCUUGCUGUGAAUGCACUGGAUCCACAGAUUUUCUAUGGGAGUUUCUUCUAUUCGGUUGAAAACAUCUCUCGUGAUCAGCUAGAUCAUGCAUGGAAAAGGCUGAUAGCGCAAUUUCCAAUUCUUCGGACAGGCUUCAUUCGCACAGGUCAACGAGACAUCCCAUUUGUCCAGAUAAUUCUGAAAGAUGCGGACAACCCCGUUCACUGGAAUGAAGCAGCUUCUGACCCUGGGUUUUUGAGACCGAAGCAGCGACCCAUUGUUUCUGGACCUGUUUCCAUUCAUGCGGUGAAGGCCAGCCAUGGCGUGUUGAUAAAUUUACACAUACAUCAUGCACUAUACGACGCUGUCUCGCUUCCAAAAAUCAUCGACUCCCUUGGGCAACUAUGCAUGAGUGGGGAUGUCUCAGGUAACGAAUUAGAUUUUUCAAAAUUCAUAGCCUUUCAGGCGGUGUACUCGCCAGUGACAGCGCGGAAACAAUUCUGGGAGAGCUAUCUUUCUGGUAUGGAUACGAAAUACCAGUCCGAUACCAACGUUCCAAGUUGCAGAAGACAGAGUUUCUUCCAGCCUGGUCUCAUCACAAAUGUGGAGAGGUUAGAGUUGGUCGCGCGACACAAUGGUCUUAGUCUUCAAUCUUUGUUCAUGGCGGUAUAUGCCAAGGUGCAUUCACAACUAAUGUGGAACUCGCGUGACCAGAAAACGCCAACAGAGGCGGAUAAUCUAGUUCUAGGCAUCUACUUGGCAAACAGGAGCUAUGCUCUUGAAGGGCUUUCAGACCUAGUUGCGCCGACUUUGAAUAUGGUACCAUUACGAAUUCGUCAGGUCAAGGUGCCUGCUAUCGAAAGCGCUCAUCAGAUCCAGAGCGACUUGCACGAUAUUAGCCGAGUGGAUCACGCUGGAGUGUCGUUGACAGAGAUCAUGGACUGGACUAGUGUCAAGUUGGAUGUCUUUGUGAAUUUCUUGAGACUGCCCGAGUCUGAAAAUACGCUGGAAGGGGCUCACAUUAACCCAUUUGAACCUAAGGGCGUUACACCGGAUGUAUCUGGGCGAGGUAGUAAUGAAGAUGUCGAGACAUCGAACCAGGAUGAGGACUUGGCCAGAUCUUAUACAGCCAAUUGUAUAGAUGUUGAAAUCGCUGUCCGUGGCGGGGGAAUGGACGUGGGAAUUUUUGGGCCAGAGACGCUUCUCAGCGGAGAAAAGGCUGAGAGGAUUCUAGAUGAGAUACGAAAGGAGUUAGAGGACCUGGUUGCAUUUAAAUCAGGAUGA
This is a messenger RNA of Talaromyces rugulosus, 15120 nucleotides long. RefSeq lists its product as uncharacterized. Lineage: Eukaryota; Fungi; Ascomycota; Eurotiomycetes; Eurotiales; Trichocomaceae. Gene Ontology annotation, molecular function: catalytic activity; phosphopantetheine binding. Gene Ontology annotation, cellular component: cytoplasm. The transcript has 8 exons. Bases 1 to 15120 code for a protein of 5039 amino acids. Gene Ontology annotation, biological process: secondary metabolite biosynthetic process; amino acid activation for nonribosomal peptide biosynthetic process. The record is from RefSeq and is a predicted model, not a curated record.